This is a messenger RNA of Hipposideros armiger (great roundleaf bat), 4475 nucleotides long. It is a transcript of the gene TCERG1, whose product is annotated as transcription elongation regulator 1. The record is from RefSeq and is a predicted model, not a curated record. Gene Ontology annotation, molecular function: transcription coregulator activity; RNA polymerase binding. NCBI's taxonomy places the organism in Eukaryota, Metazoa, Chordata, Mammalia, Chiroptera, Hipposideridae. The transcript has 24 exons. The coding region runs from base 29 to 3607 and encodes 1192 amino acids. Gene Ontology annotation, cellular component: nucleus.
GGCGGGUGGAUGAACGCGGCCCUCUGUAAUGGCGGAGCGUGGCGGGGACGGGGGGGACGGUGAGCGAUUCAACCCGGGGGAGCUCAGGAUGGCUCAGCAGCAGGCCUUGAGGUUCCGAGGCCCGGCUCCCCCACCGAACGCAGUGAUGCGAGGCCCUCCACCUCUCAUGCGGCCUCCUCCGCCUUUUGGGAUGAUGCGAGGCCCUCCUCCACCGCCUCGGCCCCCCUUUGGACGUCCUCCUUUUGACCCUAAUAUGCCGCCAAUGCCUCCUCCAGGAGGGAUUCCUCCUCCUAUGGGCCCUCCACACCUCCAGAGACCACCUUUCAUGCCUCCCCCGAUGGGAACCAUGCCUCCUCCUCCGGGGAUGAUGUUUCCACCGGGAAUGCCUCCUGUGACUGCUCCUGGUACUCCAGCGCUACCUCCUACUGAGGAGAUAUGGGUUGAAAAUAAAACUCCAGAUGGGAAGGUUUAUUAUUAUAAUGCUCGGACCCGUGAAUCUGCAUGGACCAAGCCAGAUGGAGUUAAGGUUAUUCAGCAGUCAGAACUGACACCUAUGCUUGCAGCCCAGGCGCAGGUUCAGGCCCAGGCCCAGGCGCAGGCCCAAGCCCAGGCCCAGGCUCAGGCUCAGGCCCAAGCCCAGGCCCAGGCCCAGGCGCAGGCUCAGGCGCAGGCUCAGGCACAGGCACAAGCUCAAGCUCAAGCGCAGGCCCAGGCCCAGGCCCAGGCCCAGGCCCAGGCGCAGGCGCAGGCGCAGGCCCAGGCCCAGGCCCAGGCCCAAGCGCAGGCUCAGGCUCAGGCGCAAGUGCAAGCACAAGCACAAGCAGUAGGAGCAUCCACCCCUACGACCAGUAGCCCAGCACCUGCCGUGUCCACUUCCACACCAUCAUCCACCCCGUCCUCUACCACUCCUACCACGACGACGGCCUCGUCAGUGUCGCAGACAGUAUCAACACCCACAACCCAAGAUCAGACCCCAAGUUCUGCUGUUUCAGUUGCCACGCCUACAGUUAGUGUUUCAACUCCUGCUCCUACAGCCACACCGGUGCAAAGCGUUCCCCAGCCGCACCCCCAGACGUUACCUCCUGCUGUUCCUCAUUCAGUACCUCAGCCAGCAGCAGCAAUACCUGCUUUUCCACCAGUAAUGGUACCUCCAUUUCGUGUUCCCCUUCCUGGCAUGCCAAUUCCACUUCCAGGUGUAGCAAUGAUGCAAAUAGUCAGCUGCCCGUAUGUAAAGACAGUCGCUACCACCAAGACCGGUGUGUUGCCAGGAAUGGCUCCUCCUAUUGUGCCCAUGAUCCACCCCCAGGUCGCUAUUGCAGCUUCACCUGCUACCUUAGCUGGAGCAACAGCAGUUUCUGAGUGGACUGAAUAUAAAACAGCAGAUGGGAAGACAUACUAUUACAAUAAUAGAACAUUAGAAUCCACCUGGGAAAAACCCCAAGAACUAAAGGAAAAAGAAAAAUUAGAGGAUAAGAUGAAAGAGCCAAUGAAAGAACCUUCUGAAGAACCUCUGCCAAUGGAGACGGAGGAGGAGGAUCCGAAAGAAGAGCCAAUAAAGGAGAUCAAGGAGGAGCCCAAAGAAGAGGAGAUGACCGAAGAGGAGAAGGCUGCCCAGAAGGCAAAGCCAGUAGCUACCACCCCUAUUCCUGGUACUCCGUGGUGUGUUGUUUGGACUGGUGAUGAGCGGGUCUUCUUCUAUAAUCCUACCACCCGUCUGUCUAUGUGGGACCGACCUGACGAUCUGAUUGGAAGGGCAGAUGUUGAUAAAAUUAUUCAAGAGCCCCCUCAUAAAAAAGGAAUGGAAGAAAUGAAGAAACUAAGGCACCCAACCCCGACAAUGCUAUCCAUCCAAAAGUGGCAGUUCUCUAUGAGUGCAAUUAAAGAAGAACAAGAAUUAAUGGAAGAAAUGAAUGAAGAUGAACCUGUUAAAGCCAAAAAACGGAAGUCACAGACUAUCUCGCUAAGUUCCUGCAGGUCACGGACUAUGUCUUCUAUUUCUUUUGAUUCAUACCCUAAGUUAAUUACCUCUCACCAUAUUUAUAGGAGAGACGAUAAUAAAGACAUUGAUUCAGAGAAAGAAGCUGCAAUGGAAGCUGAAAUUAAAGCUGCCCGAGAAAGGGCCAUUGUCCCUCUGGAGGCCCGAAUGAAGCAGUUCAAGGACAUGCUGCUAGAGAGAGGGGUGUCUGCUUUUUCCACGUGGGAGAAGGAGUUGCACAAGAUAGUGUUUGAUCCUCGGUACUUACUUCUCAAUCCUAAAGAGAGAAAACAGGUAUUUGAUCAGUAUGUAAAGACCAGGGCAGAGGAAGAACGCAGGGAAAAGAAAAACAAAAUAAUGCAAGCCAAGGAAGAUUUCAAAAAAAUGAUGGAAGAAGCAAAGUUUAAUCCCAGAGCUACUUUUAGUGAAUUUGCAGCCAAGCAUGCUAAAGAUUCACGAUUCAAAGCAAUUGAAAAGAUGAAAGAUCGAGAAGCCUUGUUUAAUGAAUUUGUGGCAGCUGCAAGGAAGAAAGAGAAAGAAGAUUCGAAGACCAGAGGUGAGAAGAUUAAAUCAGAUUUCUUUGAGCUAUUAUCUAAUCAUCACUUGGACAGUCAGUCUCGAUGGAGCAAAGUAAAAGACAAAGUAGAGAGUGAUCCGCGUUACAAGGCUGUGGAUAGUUCAUCAAUGAGAGAAGACCUUUUCAAACAGUAUAUUGAAAAAAUAGCCAAGAAUUUAGACUCAGAAAAAGAAAAGGAGCUUGAAAGGCAAGCCCGCAUUGAGGCAAGCCUCCGAGAACGUGAGAGAGAGGUUCAGAAGGCUCGGUCAGAACAAACGAAAGAAAUAGAUCGAGAGAGAGAGCAACACAAACGAGAAGAAGCUAUCCAGAAUUUCAAGGCUCUCCUGUCUGACAUGGUCCGAUCUUCAGACGUGUCAUGGUCUGAUACUCGGAGGACUCUGCGGAAAGAUCACCGCUGGGAAUCGGGGUCCUUGUUGGAAAGAGAGGAGAAAGAGAAGCUCUUCAAUGAGCACAUCGAGGCGCUCACCAAAAAGAAGAGGGAGCACUUCCGGCAGCUCCUGGAUGAGACGUCUGCGAUUACCUUAACGUCCACAUGGAAAGAAGUGAAAAAAAUCAUUAAGGAAGAUCCUCGGUGCAUUAAAUUCUCCUCCAGUGACCGGUCAGUUCCACUAGAUAGAUGUACUCAGGCUGUCAAAGGGCCUGACUCUGGAGCUGCGCUGGCCGAUCACCGUAGCGGAGCCCUGUUCUGGGCCCAGCGAUGCCUGUGCAGGAAACAGACUCACCUCGGGUCUGAAAUAGCGAAUGAUGCCAAGAAAAAACAAAGAGAGUUCGAAGAAUACAUCAGAGACAAAUACAUCACAGCCAAAGCUGACUUCAGGACGCUUUUGAAAGAGACCAAAUUUAUAACAUAUAGAUCCAAAAAGCUAAUCCAGGAAUCCGAUCAGCACCUGAAAGAUGUAGAAAAAAUUUUGCAGAACGACAAACGGUAUCUAGUCCUGGACUGUGUGCCAGAGGAGAGGCGGAAGCUGAUUGUGGCCUACGUGGAUGACCUGGACCGCCGGGGCCCACCCCCACCGCCCACAGCGUCCGAGCCCACCAGGCGAUCCACAAAAUAACUGCGUACUCUUCCCUAGGGGUAGCUAUUAAUUCAAAAUGCUUGCAUGAGCCAAUUUUGGGUUUUUACAUGUUAUGUGCAUUAGUCAAACGAUUGCAGAACCAUCUGACGAAAAGGAGGAGAAGCAUUUGUGAACAGUUGCUGGACAGAGAACACUUUGGAAAUAUUUAUGCUUUUCUUUGUGUGGCAUGACUGACAUACAUACUCAAAUAUAGGCUGUCUCUAGUAAAUCUAAAAUCUUGAAGCUAAAAAAAUCAUCCUUUUCUGAGGUGUGGAAGUCAGUGACUUUUGGUGACGUUCUUCUAGCAGUGUUAUCCAUGCAAGACGUAAGAGCAUUUGUGGUUUGAACUUGCAAGAUACAAAUACCACAGACUCCAAGAAAACCUAAGCUGGGGUUUGUUUUGUUUUGAUUUUGUUUUUUAAAGCGGGUAAAAGAAAACACACUGAAAAUUGAAUUCUUAUCUUCCAGAGGUUAAGAUUAUUAUAAUGGACAUACUUUUACCUUUGUCUCUAAAGAACACUUAGUUUUAUUUGUUCACUUAUGUGCUUUGAUUACCCCCUCUAAAUUAUAGGCCAAGUCUUGUUGUUUAGCCUAAGAGAAGAUUUCUGUAGUAAUUUCUUCUCAGGUAUGGAGCCACGGUCAUACUAACAUGUGGGCCAGAGUAGGACUGCUGGUUAAACCCCUUCUAUUCACCAUUAAGUGAUCUUCAUCAAUAUUUUGGAUUAGACAACAGAUUACCUUUCUGGGUGUUCCCUGUAAACUAUACUCCUGUUUGAAUGUUAAACUUUUGUUUCUAAAGUUUAAUUUUAAGAUGUUUGAAUGUUCAGUUUAUGUAUUUGAACUACAAUAAACCAACCCUUUUUAUAUA